Molecule: messenger RNA, 3161 nt
Organism: Hippocampus zosterae (dwarf seahorse)
Lineage: Eukaryota; Metazoa; Chordata; Actinopteri; Syngnathiformes; Syngnathidae
Gene: klhl8
Product: kelch-like family member 8
Exons: 12
Coding region: 123-1973 (616 amino acids)
Molecular function (GO): protein binding
Source: RefSeq, a predicted model, not a curated record
GAAAAAAACCUAUGACGAGUGGGAAAACCACAAUACCCAAGAUGCACUAGGUGAAAUCACAACAAUUCGCCUGAGAAAAAGCCGGCAUUUCAACUCUUCCUACCAUACGAGGUAAGGUCGCCAUGGCACCAGGGGAUGUGGUGCCGGAGCAUGUCAAGCAGCCCAAGUCCAAGGAGAAGCCCUCGGCUGCCGCCACCCGAAUCAAAUCACCCAAAAUCGAGUCGGACGGCUCCUUCGUCUUUGAGGCCCAGGAGGCCUGGAAGGACUUCCACAAGUCGCUGAGACAUUUCUACGAAGUGGGAGAGUUCUGCGACGUCACGCUUAAGGUCGGGAGCAGGCUCAUACUUUGUCACAAGCUUGUGUUGGCUGCCGUUAUCCCCUACUUCAGGACCAUGUUUCUGACCGAUAUGACAGAGGCCAAGCAGAAACUGAUCGAAAUCAAGGACUUUGAUGGCGAUACCAUCCAGGAACUGGUGUACUUCGCCUACUCCUCCAAGCUCACACUCACAGUAGACAAUGUCCACCCUCUUCUUUAUGCUGCCUGCAUCCUUCAGGUGGAGCUGGUGGCGCAGGCUUGCUGCGAGUACAUGACGACCCACUUCCACCCGACCAACUGCUUGGCGGUGCGCACCUUUGCCGAGACCCACAACCGCGUGGACCUGAUGGAAAUGGCCGACCGCUACGCCUGCGAGCACUUCAGCGAGGUGAUGGAGAGCGACGACUUUACGAGCCUGUCGCCGCAGCACAUGUGCACGCUGCUGGCCUCCAGCGAGCUCAACGUCCACUCGGAGACGCAGGUCUAUAAGGCGGCCAUGAAGUGGCUCAAAGCCAACCCGCAGCACCACCAUGACUGGCUGGACCACAUCAUCUCCCAGCUGCGCCUCCCGCUGCUCCCUGUGGACUUCCUGACCGGCACAGUGGCCAAGGAUGAGAUGAUCAAAGGCAACCUGAGCUGCCGCGACCUGAUGGACGAGGCUCGGAACUACCACCUGCACAUCAGCAACAAGGAGGUGCCUGACUUUGAGUACUCGGACCGCACCGUGCCCCGAAAAUACACCGCAGGGGUUUUGUUCUGUGUGGGCGGACGUGGCGGUUCGGGUGGCCCGUUUCGCAGCAUCGAGUGCUACUCCAUUAGUAAGAACAGCUGGUUCCUGGGCCCUGAGAUGAACAGCAGACGGCGUCAUGUUGGAGUCAUUUCUGUCGCAGGGAAGGUUUACGCCGUGGGUGGACAUGAUGGUAACGAGCACCUGGGCAGCAUGGAGGUGUUUGACCCGCUAACCAACAAAUGGAUGAUGAAAGCCCCCAUGAACACUAAGAGGAGAGGUAUCGCCCUGGCCGCACUUGGCGGUCCCAUUUACGCCAUCGGUGGUCUGGAUGACAACUCGUGCUUCAGCGACGUGGAGCGCUAUGACAUCGAGAGCAACCGCUGGAGCAACGUGGCCAACAUGAACAUGCCCAGAGGAGGCGUUGGCUCCGUGGCAUUGGGCAGUUUCGUGUACGCGGUGGGCGGCAACGAUGGCAGGGCGUCGCUGUCUAGCGUGGAGCGCUUCGACCCGCACCUCAACAAGUGGCUCGAGGUCGCCGAGAUGGGCCAGCGGCGUGCCGGGAAUGGGGUCAGCAAUCUGAACGGAUGCCUCUACGUUGUGGGUGGUUUUGACGACAACUCGCCUCUGUGCUCUGUGGAACGUUUCGACCCGCGAAUGAACCGCUGGGAGUUCGUCUCUGAGAUGACCACCCCGCGCGGCGGCGUGGGCGUCGCCACGGUGAUGAGCCGCGUGUUCGCCGUGGGCGGCCACAACGGCAACAUCUACUUGAACACGGUGGAGGCCUUCGAGCCGCGUAUGAACAGGUGGGAGCUGUUGGGCUCCGUGUCGCACUGCCGAGCGGGAGCGGGCGUGGCCGUUUGCUCGGCGCACGUGAGCCAGAUCCGAGAUAUCGACCAGGGAUCGAACAACGUCGUCAACUGCAUGUGACGGCGGGCCGUAAGCGCACACCAUCUCUCCUGGUGCUCUUUCUUGUCAUCGUUCUUCCAUGUCGUCCAUUUUGUUCAUUCUGUGACCAUGUAUGUCACACGAGCUCGUUUCAUCCAAGGAAUUGACCGUCGACUAAGUAACCACGCCUCACGCUGGUGGUGUGGCAUUAUAAUUUUGGGUCAUGAGCUAACAGCAGAACAGCAUUAUUAUUAUUUCAUAGAGACCAAUGCAUUACUUAACAUCAAGCGGACCCAGGUACACUUUCUUUUUCAGUUUCUUUUGUUUUUAAAGUAAAUUAACUUUUCUGUUGAGGACGACUGCAUAGCUUUACCCAGAGCCCAGAACUUUUGAACCACAGUGAUUUGGCCAGUCUGUGAACAGGGGUAUGGCCGAGGGAAACGUUAAUCCUCAAAAUAUCGAAAGGGGACCUUUAUGAACAUUUCACAGAUUAACGAGCACAAUAUUUGAUCAUGAUCAUUUGUUGGCGUCUUCGUUUUUCAGAAGCAUAAUAUUUAUGCUUAUUUUUCUUUUAUUUACACACAAUUUUUGGUGGGAAAACUAGCUAGAAAGAACAUAAAAGUCGACCAGGUUCAAAUAACAUUUUCACGCGGUUCAAAUUCGCUAAUCUUGUGUCCGACGAGGUUGACAGGCUUUUGUGUCAGUGAAUUCCAAGAGAUUUUCAACCGCAUCAAUCAUCAUGCUUGAACAAUCAUGGCUGAUAAUGUUUUGAAUUAAAACUGAUUGCUGUGUUGCACAGAUGCAUUCAAAGGUGUCGGGGACUGCUUUUUGUGCGAGGGGCGGGAGGUCGGGAUGUUGAUAGCCAGACUGUCAGAAGCUAAAUCACACACAACGUUCCAGUCCUCCCAUAUGAAAAAAGAUACAUAUAUUUUUUAAUAUAUUAUGGACACUUUUGUAAUAUGCAAACAUCGCUGUAUCAAAGCUGUUAUGAGUGUUACAAUCUUUAGUUGGGCUACAACUUUAUCAGCGAAAUAAAAUUGGAACCUUUACAUUUUCCUAUGUGGCAUUUCGGGCUACAAAUAGUGAGUUUCCUUGUUUUCAUAUUUGGUCAAACUGCGCAGUGAAAAGACACUGGUUCAAAAGGUUGAGCCUGAAUAUAUCCAUUUGUUCACUUGUGAUGUUUUCCAUAGUGCUUUUCUUGUAACUGUUUCAAUAAAUUUGGGGAAAUUA